GACAUGCCGAUUAUGCACGAUAGCGAUCGAUACGAUUUAGUCCGAGAUAUCGGGUCUGGUAGUUUCGGGGUCGCCAGGCUGAUGAGAGACAAGCAAACCAAGGAGCUCGUCGCCGUCAAGUACAUUGAGCGGGGAGAUAAGAUCGUGUCUCUAUCAGAGUUUGUCCACCUUUGAAGAUCCAAGUAAUCCAAGGACAUCUUCGUUUUUCUUGUUGACUGCUUGAAUGAAGCUCCGAUUUUACCCGAAGUAAGAGGGAAUCAAUUAAUCGAAGAAGGCCUCUCCAAGAAGCUCUGAUUGUAACUGAAACUAGAGGGAAUCAAUUAAUCCAGGUUAAACAGUCUUUCUUUUUAUCCUAAGAAUGGGUUUGGAAGGAGGGAGAGGAUGGGAGAAGGGAGAUGGUGAUUAUCUUUUCUAUCCUGUGUGGAUGUGCUUUUUGGGAAGGUGAGAAGAUAUGAGGGGAGACAGAGGGGAUAGGUUUGGAAGAUCUGACAGAAGUGGCUAAUUGCAAAAUUUUGCAAUCUCAGGUAUAAAUGUUGCGAGUUGGAUAAACUGAGGUGGUUUUUUGCAAACCAGCGAAAACUGAGGUAUUGAAUUAUCAACCAACCGAAUUUGGCCCUCAAGGCUGUAUUGACUUCCUUUUUCUGGAUUGCUCUUAUUGAGGCUUCAGUGUUGGAUCUUUUGGACAGCUCUCGUGGCUCUUUAUUGUGGAAUGUUUGUUUUCUUGAGCUUCCCAGGAUUGGGAAAUUUGUGCUGUUUUUAACUUUUUCAAAUGCAUUGGUAGUGUUGAUGUGGACAAGAUGCUUUGGAUGGAUUAUGGGAUUAAGAAGUUCACUGUUUGAUCUUUGUACAAGGUUUUUUCAUGUAAGAACCAUAUUCCUUUAUCUUGGAAGUGCAUAAGGAUGAGUAAGGUGCCUUCCAAAUUUGCUUUUUUGCUUAGAUUGCCCCUCUUGGGAAAAUCUUGACUAUGGACAACUUGAGGAAGCAUGGGCUUGUUGUUAUAGAUUGGUGCUAUAUGUGUAAACAAAAUGGUUAACCUGUAGAUCAUUUGUUACUUCACCAUGGGGUUGUAAGGGUAUUAUGGGAUGAAAUUUUUAGCAGGACUAGACUUGCAUGGGUGAUGCCUAGGAGGGUGUGGAUCCUUUUGCUUAUUGAAGAGGCUUUCAAGGCAACCUCCUGAUGGCUGGUGCUUGGAGAAUGAUUCCUUUAUGUCUCGUGUGGUGCAUUUGACUUGAAAUGAAUGGGCAGAGCUUUGAAGAUUGGGAGUGCUCUUUGGAUGAGAUUAGAAAUAGAUGAAAAUGUUCGAAGAGAAAUCAUUAAUCACAGGUCUCUGAGGCAUCCCAACAUUGUUCAGUUUAAAGAGGUGAUUUUAACCCCAACUCAUCUGGCGAUUGUUAUGGAAUAUGCAUCUGGUGGAGAGCUUUUUGAUCGAAUAUACAGUGCAGGACGUUUUAGCGAGGAUGAGGCACGCUUUUUCUUUCAACAACUUAUAUCUGGAGUUAGCUACUGCCAUGCAAUGCAAGUAUGUCACCGGGACUUGACACUGGAAAACACUCUGUUGGAUGGAAGCCCAGCUCCUCGGUUGAAGAUAUGUGAUUUUGGGUAUUCCAAGUCUUCUGUGCUUCAUUCACAACCCAAGUCAACCGUGGGAACUCCUGCUUACAUUGCUCCGGAAGUACUGCUAAGGAAAGAGUAUGAUGGCAAGAUUGCCGAUGUGUGGUCUUGUGGGGUGACCUUAUUUGUGAUGCUGGUGGGAGCAUAUCCUUUUGAGGAUCCUGAUAAACCAAAGGAUUUCUGCAAGACUAUCCAACAUGUUUUUCUUGUUUCCAUGCAGAGAGUUCUAAGUCUCCAGUAUUCCAUUCCAGACUCUGUUCAAAUAUCCCUUGAGUGUCGCGAUCUCAUCUCAAGAAUUUUUGUUUCAGAUCCUGUAGCGAGGAUCACCAUUACUGAAAUCAAGAACCAUGAGUGGUUUUUGAAGAAUCUCCCGGCAGACUUGAUGGAUGAAAGGACGAUGGGCAACCAGUUUCAAGAAGCUGACCAACCGAUGCAGAGCAUUGAUGUGAUCAUGCAUUUAAUUGCUGAGGCAACCAUACCUGCAGUUGGGACUCGUAACCUCGACCAGUAUUUGAUAGACAACCCGGAUCUGGAUGAUGACAUGGUUGAUCUGGAGUCCGACUUGGGGUCCGACUCUGAGCUGGAUAUCGACAGCAGUGGGGAGAUAGUCUACGCACUGUGAACUUAAGUGCUGUGAGCUUGGUAUAGACAACACGCACUUGAGUUCGAUUUCUUGGUCCGCAACAUAGUGUUAGUAGUGCUAGGAAAUUUUACGAGUGCAUCUUGUUAGUAUUAAUUAGUAAUGUCCCUUGAAGUAUAUAUAUUAUUGGACUGAACUGAUGUGCAUCUUAUUUUCAGAUUAUACUUGAUAUUUUUCGUUGUGUUUUGGCUGAGUAGAUGAAUGUAGUUUCCGUAGAAUUUCCAUU
Carya illinoinensis is the source of this 2477-nucleotide messenger RNA. RefSeq names its product serine/threonine-protein kinase SRK2I-like. Gene Ontology annotation, cellular component: nucleus. The record is from RefSeq and is a predicted model, not a curated record. Bases 1238 to 2233 code for a protein of 331 amino acids. Gene Ontology annotation, biological process: intracellular signal transduction; protein phosphorylation. Gene Ontology annotation, molecular function: ATP binding; protein serine/threonine kinase activity. Lineage: Eukaryota; Viridiplantae; Streptophyta; Magnoliopsida; Fagales; Juglandaceae. The transcript is spliced from 10 exons.